Molecule: messenger RNA, 1991 nt
Organism: Amoebophrya sp. A120
Lineage: Eukaryota; Dinophyceae; Syndiniales; Amoebophryaceae
Source: the annotation of a GenBank genome assembly
AGAUCAAGCCAGUUACUUGUUUGGACUGUGUCGAUAAAGCCGCUCCCAUUAGCAACGAAGUUGCUGCGCUGCUACUUAUCCCUGUCGAUCUGAGUCGUACCAGUACAAUUCUUCAAUGAAUACCAAUACAUACACAUGCAGUAGUUUCAAAACGCAUCACACGAUUGUGAAAAAUCGUGUUGCAUAUUUUUUUCAGAAAUACGAUUUAUUGCCACUGCGAUCAUUCUUCUUGCAUUUCAUUUAAAGGCCAUUGCCAUUCAUAUUCAUCAUCAUUCAAGAAAUUGAAAUUAUGAGUCCGCCCACGAUUCUGACCGCAGCUGCCCAGACCAUUUUGAAGCCCAGUCGCACCAUGGAGAAGAUCAAGCACCUUCCAGCCGCGCUGUUGGAUUCCGUGGACGGUUUCGUGUUUGAUUGCGACGGCGUGCUUUGGCGCGCGGGCGAGCUUUGCGAUCCGCGGAUACCGGCUGUGUUGCAGCAGUUGCGGGACUUGAAAAAGAAAGUUUUUUUCGUGACCAACAACAGCACGAAGUCUCGCGCGACUUUUUUGGCCAAGCUGAAUUCACUGGGGAUCACUGCCUCCCCCGAGGAAUUUUACACCGCCGGCUUCGCCUGCGCCGAGUACAUUCGGCUGUAUGAGCCCCGGCUGCUCUCUACCCACAAUGCGCUGCUGAUCGGGAUGCACGGACUGGAGGAGGAACUGAAGGCGUGCGGGGUAAACGUGAUCGGGGGACCCUCGGACCAGGAGUUUGAGAAAAAAAUGCAGCACUUUCUGGAGGAAUCCGUGGGAAACGCAAUGGAAAAGGGCAUCUUCGCCAUGCACAACCUGGAAAUCCCCAAGAACGUCGGCGCCGUGGUGUGCGGGUUCGACCCCCGCAUAAACUACUUCAAGAUUCAGACCGCGCAGCUGUGCCUCAACGCGAAAUACAAUCUGGACGUGCCGGAUUGCAAGUUCAUCGCCACCAACCCAGACGCCGUCGCGCACAUCACCCCCACCCAGGAAUGGGCCGGAAACGGCUGCUGCGUCGGCGCUAUCAAGGGGUAAGUUAAUCUUAAUUUUUGUAUUGCUGAACUGGUAGAAGUAUAGUAUAACUAGAAGCAGAGUACCUGGUAUGGUCGUGCCAGAAGGGUUUGGAAGGUCACGCUUGUUUUGCAGGUGACGUCAAAAUUUUCGCACGUUUAUUUCAACAUCAACUGAAGCUUAUAUAUUUUCGUAGUUGCCAGGAAAUCAUCUCAUAACGCUGCGCCACUUGCGUUUUUUUGUUGUGUCUUAAUCUUUGCGUAAGUGCAAGUGGAAGUAGGGGUGUAAGUGAGUUUAAUUUGUUUGCCGUUCCGGUCUUUUUUUUAUUUUCCGUAAGCAAGCUGUCUCGAGAAGCACUGUGAUUUGCCCAAUUGAUGUUUCACUUUCACUCGCAAGGUGCACUGGCCGAGAGCCGAGUUAUACCGGAAAGCCAAGCAGCCUCCUGCUGGAUAUUUUGUGCUCUCGCCACAGCAUGGAACGGUCUCGCAUGGUGAUGGUUGGCGACCGUCUUGACACAGACAUCUUGUUCGGGAGCAGCAACGGCAUGAAGACGGUACUGGUCUUGUCCGGUGUGACGACUGAGGAAGAGGCAAAAGCUACAACCGACGAAAUGAGGCCUGACUUUUACAUGGACGGCGUCGCAGAUUUUUUUCCCGCUCCUGCCUCCGCUUGAGAUUUGAAGAUGGUGGAAAUAAGCUGCAUGUUACGAAAGUGUGACUUUGUUAUCUUUUGCCAAUAAAUGCCCAAACAGGGAGAUUGUGCUCCAAUCCCUUUGCUUUCUGCUGAGUCAUAUCACGGCAGGUCCGCCAAGAAGUGGAAGAAGAUAGAAGAACAAGAAGUGCCAUGGAAGAAACCUUUUUCUUUCACUUAGACGUGAAGAUCGGGAUGACGCAGAAGAGGUGCCGCAAACUGACACAGAUCGUAAAAGGUGUAGGGUGCACAUCGGUUGUGUGCUUGCGGGUUAAUACAUGUG